Phlebotomus papatasi is the source of this 4062-nucleotide messenger RNA. RefSeq lists its product as uncharacterized. The record is from RefSeq and is a predicted model, not a curated record. The coding region runs from base 204 to 3545 and encodes 1113 amino acids. Lineage: Eukaryota; Metazoa; Arthropoda; Insecta; Diptera; Psychodidae. The transcript is spliced from 5 exons.
CUCAGUGGAACAUUGUGAUUGGCGUUUGUUUUAUGAGGUUUUUGGAAUGUUUCCGGGAAGGGAAUUGCCCUUUGGGCUUUGAGUGGGAGUGAAGGGGAGAAUAUUUUUUCAUGUGGGAAGGAGUAGUAGGUUACAGUGAUUGUUUUUUCGUGUAGAGAAAAAGCUGGUCAGGAAGUGUGUCGUCUUUCUGAGACACGGACACGAUGGAGGAGGACGAAUCCUAUCAAAUUGAGUGGAUUCAGAGCGAUGGAGAGGGUCUAGAUGAGGGUGACAUAAUCCAGGAGGUGCAUGAAGAUGAUGGCAUGGAUGAGGGAACACUCAAUGAGGAUGACAUCAUUGAGGAAGUUGAUGAGGAUGAGUACCUUGCAGCCAUGUCAGAUCAUCUGGUAGACCAUCAUACGACUGGGAAUCUCGUGUACAUGACUCAGGAUGGGUCAAAUAUGCAGCAUAUCAUUGAGGAGCAUGUGCAGGAGACAGAAGUUGAGGAAUACACGGAACAGCAGCAAUUCGAUGGUCAGGUGUGUGAAGAAGUUGUUAUUGACGAAAGUGGUGUUCCCGAGGACAAAAUGGAGAUUCUCAUAGACAACAAUGGCAGUGUCGUGCAAUCUGGCAAUCAGGCAGAUGAGGAAAUUGUUCCCCUUCCGCCUCAGGAUGAGUACACAACAUCUCGGCCCUAUCCUUGUGACUUCUGCAGCCGUCGCUUCAGGAAGAAGGCCAAUCUAAUGAAUCACAUGGUGGCUCAUCAAACUGACCGGCCACAUGUUUGCAAUCUCUGCGGUGCCAGAUACAUCCGACGCUGCGAUCUGCACAAUCACUUCAAGAUUCACGCCUAUGCACCCACUGACCAUGAUCUCGGCGGUACGGAAUUCCUAGGUACGGUGCAGCCAGAAGAGGAUGAUGAGGAGGAGGAGGAAGACCUGAAGAAACCCUUCAUGGAGUACACUGUGGCUAGCAGCAGUCCGCGGAAGAAGUUACAGCAGACGACGCCGCGGAAAAAAUUGACCCUGAAGGUACCUAAAACUGAAAUGCCCAAGUACGAUUAUGUGGAUGAGGAUAUGAAAUUGGUCUGCGAUUCGGCCCAAGCGGCUCAGCAUGAAGAGAUCUAUCCCAUGGUGGAGCAGUAUCCGGUCACAGAUCCAAGGAAACCUUUUGUCUGUCAGCAUUGUGGAGUAUCCUUUGCUCGACAGAAGGCUCUUGCAUCCCAUGCACGCAUGCACGGCGGAGAUUCACCGUACGAGUGCGAGACUUGUGGUGAAAUGUUUUGGGAUGCACUCCGCUUGCGUGAACACGAGUUAUCCCAUAGAAUGGAUCAAGUAGGUACGUCUGAAUAUGAUCCGGGCAUAAAUGACGAGGAGACAGAAUCGGAUUCGGGAGAGGGUGAGGAGAAGUAUGGAGAUUUUUACUGUGACGUAUGCGGAAUGUGCUUCCAUCGGCAUGCACUGCUGAAGCGUCAUGCGAGGGCGCAUAUGAAGAAGGAUUUGGUGGAUAGUGACAUCUCUCGGCACUGUUGCAAUGUCUGUGGUGAGACAUUUGCCGAAGCGCUGGAUCUGUUGGCUCAUGCGGAAGUUCAUGCACGUUUUCAGCCCUUCAAGUGUAUGCUCUGUGGCGAGACAUUCCUGGAUCAGGCAACGAUUAAGGAGCACAUUGACACAACGCAUGCCGAUGAGCUGACCAUGAACUCGUGCAGGUUGUGCGGAAAGGUGUGUAGGGACAGCAGAUCGCUGAUGAAGCAUGCAUGGGAUCAUUCGAGAGAGAAGACACAUUCCUGCUCCAAAUGCGCCAAAACAUUUCACAACAAGGCACGCCUGAAGCGCCACAUGAUGUCACAUCGCAAUAAAUCUGUCACUUGUGACGUCUGUGGGGACAAAUUCCCGGAUGGUCGAAGCCUGAUGAAUCAUCGGCAUAGUCACACCAAUGUUUCUGGCAGGCAGUUUCCGUGCCGUGAAUGUGGCAAAACAUUCGGAUCACGAAGUUCCCAGCAAAUUCACAUUCGCAUCCACACGGGAGAGCGUCCAUAUGGGUGCAAGUACUGCUGGAAGGCCUUUGCAGAUGGGGGUACAUUGCGAAAGCACGAACGAAUUCAUACGGGAGAGAAGCCAUAUGCCUGUAGCGUUUGUCCACGGGCAUUCAAUCAGCGUGUAGUUCUCAGGGAACACAUAAGAUCGCAUCACUCUGCUCCGGAUUCACAGAGAGGAACAUCAGUCACUCCUUAUUUCUGCGAAGUGUGCUCGGAGAUGUUUGCUCUGCCCACGGAACUCAUUCAACAUCUCAUCCAACACAGUGACAUGAACACUCUGGCCAAGAGGCAACCUCCGACUGGCCCACGGAAGUACAAACGACGUCGAAAGCUGAAGCCGCAUGAGUUGGAGCGAUUGCGAGCUCAUCGCACCAAGAAUUCCGACAUGGACUUCUCUGAGGAGGAUCAAAUGCAGUCAGAGAAUCAGCUCCAGGAGAGAUAUCAAACGCCCCCAGUGGCUCCUACGGGCAGUGGCAUUGGCAAUCGUCAGGCUAUGGGGAAUACUGUUCGUCGGGGUAAGAAUACCUUCACCAUUGAAUCCCUGGACGAUCGUCAGUUGUUGCAUUCUUCGGAGGACUUUGAGACGUCCGUGGCGAAGUUUGAUUUGACCAAGGGCGGUGGGGUCAGGAAGAAGAAUGCCAUGUCGAUGUCUCUGUCGGCUGCAAUGGCGGCCAAUUCAUCGCAAUCGCGUCCAAAGAUGAUUCGGACACAGAAAACUCGGGUGGCUGUGGAGGAUGGCAAGAGGAGGACAAAGACACUGAUUACACGAACAGCUCCUGCGGAUAUUGUGGCUACGACAGCAUCAAUGGUGCAGGCACAGACUUUUGCACGGGGAUCCAAGCAGGUGAGGGCGAGGAUUAAGAAUGUCAACUUUCACUAUCAGGGAGAGAGGAUGAUGAGUCCGGCGACGUUUUCGGAUGUGCCUGAUCAGAUGGCUCAGGAUGGGCUGAGCGUGAAGCAGGAGCCAGUUGAGAUGACAGCUACGGCCACAGUUCUCGAGCACGAUGGCAGUGGAUUGUCCAAGAAGACGUACAACAAAUACAGCAUGGACAUUGUCAAUGAUCUGGAAGCCAUUCUAAGGUCACCCAUUAAGCAGUCAGCAGUGCCCAAGAAGGAGUUGAAUCAGACAUCACCAAAUGAGCAAAAUUCAAAAGGAGGAAUUGGUGGAGGCAGCAGCAAAAGCAGGAGACAGAUUUCGACGCCGGGAAAGAAGCGUUCUCAACCCGAAGUGACUGUGACAUCAACACCAACAUUUUCCAAUGUCAAUCUGACCAAGAGGCAGUUGGCUCUGGCGGCGAAGAAGAGUGCUAAAGGAGGAGGAGGAUCAGGAGGAGGAGGAGGAGUAUCAGGGGCAGUUAAAGACACAAAUCUGUCUGUUGGUACGGAGAAGGAUGAUGAAUUGAUUACGGGAGAUAUUGAUGAUACAGGAGCUCAUCAGAGUAAUGCCAGAGAAUUCAAAUGUGAGAUGUGUUCAUCGAUGUUCUUUACCCAAGAGGAUCUCUUUGCACACGUGGCCAUUCACAUCUAGAGCUUCCGGCAGAAAAAGAAAAAGUGUGUGAGAGAGAGAGAAAUGAAGAAAGGAAGAAAAGUCCCUCUUACUACUUACAGUAAAUUUACCACAUUUUUGCCAUUUAAAAUUGUUUUCCAAUAUUUGUUCUCUCCUUCAGUAUAGAAGAAUCCUCCUCAAGACAUCAUGUAAGUAGACCUUAUUACCAUUUGUUUUCUUUUUUUUUUCUUUUUAGAUUUAGUUUUUUUUAUGAGGAAAAAAAAUACUGUUUGGGAUUUACCAUGCAGCACAAUUGGGUUGCUGUGUGAUAAAUUUUAAUACUGUUCAUAUGUCAUUUCAGCCAUAAUUAAUUAUGACUUCUCUAAAUUUUAUAUAACAACGCAACAAUUGAUGAAAAAAUUGUCUUAUCACUUAUCAUGUUUUAUUAGUUAAGUAAUGAUUACAAUAUAUGCAAAUUGAUGAAUGUUAAUCAAGAAAGUGUAGCAAAUAUAUAAGAAAUAAAAUUUGUCCUACGAUUUGUCGUAGAUGUGGAACGUUA